GCCUCUCCUCCUCAGUCUUCGCUCGCCGGCCGUUGGCAGAGGAUCCCCGCAUCGAUCGCGCCACCGCGAUUGUAAAUCUCCCGUACGUCCGCACACCUCGCGCACUCGCCGUUCCCGUGGGGAAGCAUGCUGGCCCGACGUGAGUAUCGCGGGGCCCCUCGGGCCCGCGCGAUCGCGCUCUCUUGAGACCCGCGUGACGUCACCCCGGCACUCCAUCCACGUCCUCUCCUCUCCCUCGUCCUCCCCUCCCGCCCCGGUUCCUCGAUCCUGCGUGAGAUUGAUCUUGCGGAUGGUAUCGCGUCGAGGGAGUGCGUAAACCCGAGCUGCUUUUUGGAUAUUUGUCGCUCCGCGAGCUCUUCCGCUCUCGAAUGUGUAAGUCGGAAACCGGAGCGCUCGGACCACUGGAUUUCUAGACGUCGGACCGGACUUGUCGGUUCCUGGACAUGUAGAUGCAAGCGCCGACCGCAGGAUCGUGCCACGACGCGAGCAUCGACGUGAACUCCAACCAUCGCCAUCAUCACCACCACUCCGGGCGCAAUCAGCUCGACCAUCAGCCACAAGAACCCAACUGUCGAGCGCCGUCGUCCUCGAUGUCUACUUUGCUAUGCUGCGAGCCAGUGUCGGCUGGCCGACCUCGGGCCAAUUUGAAACUCGCGUUGAACCGCAGCCUGAGCGAGCCGGGGCCGAGUCCGUGCGCCUUCCCGACCUCACCGAGCGUCCCGUCGAUCGCCGCCUCCGUCAUUAACAACAACAACAACAACAACGGCUAUCCCACCGAACCACCCUCGAUCGUGAUCGAGGAGGCGAACGGCGACGACGACAACGAUAACGUCUAUCGUCGUGACUUCCACCACCACCACUACCACCAUCAUCAUCACCACCACCCUCUCCACCAUCUUCAUCAUCAUCAGCAUCUGUCGGCGACCACGAAGCGCUGCAAACUGGAGACCGCCAGCUUGCCGAACAGUCCCUGCGCGGAGAACGACAACCUCCAUCGCCAGCUGGUGCUGAGCAAGAUCAGCGUCGUCACUUCCGACGAUCUGGCGCAGCGUCUCUCCUCCGCCGAGCCGCCGGUAAUCCUGGACUGCCGACCGUUUAUAUCGUACAACGCCAGUCACGUGCGCGGCGCCAUCAACAUCAACUGCUCGGAUCGCUUCAACCGACGCAGGCUGCAGCUGGGGAAGGCCACCCUCGCCGAUCUCGCGACCGCUCGCGAAGGUAAAGAGCUGCUUAGAAGGAGGCAGUACAAGAAGGUCAUAGUGUACGACGACUGUACGGACGACCUGGAGCGUCUCCCCGCGCAGCAUCCGUUGUUCCUGGUGCUCGCCGCGCUCGUAGACGACGAUCGGGAGCCAGCUCUGCUGAUCGGCGGACACCGGGAGUUUCACGCGCAGCAUCGAGAACUGUGCGAGGCGACGCUGUUGCCGAACGGCACCGCCGCCGUCGCGCCCGCCGCGGCCGACGCCUCGACGACGACGGUGAGCGGUUGCACGAGCCCCGGACCGGGCUGUCCCGUGCUGAGCGUUUCCGGUCCACCUACCCCGCAACCGGCGGACAUCGACAGCCAUCCGGCGUCCCGCGUGCUGCCGUUCCUCUACCUCGGCAACGGCCGGGACGCCGCCGAUCUGCAGCUACUGCGCGCCCUCGGCGCCACCCGCGUGCUGAACGUCACCUCGCAACUGCCCGGCUACCACGAGGAACGGGGUAUCACGUACAGGAAGAUACCCGCCUCGGACUCCGGCCAGCAGAACCUCAAGCAAUACUUCCAGGAGGCGUUCGAAUUCAUCGAAGAAGCGCGGAAAACCGGAAGCAGCGUGUUGGUGCAUUGUCAAGCCGGCGUGUCGCGCAGUGCGACAAUCGCGAUCGCGUACAUAAUGUGGCACAAGGGUCUGUCGAUGGUGGAGGCGUACAAGCUGGUGAAAAACGUGCGUCCAAUCAUCAGCCCCAACCUGAAUUUCAUGGGUCAGUUGCUGGAGCUUGAGCAGGGUCUGCGGGCGUCCGGCGACGUCGGCGGCUCCGCGCCGGAGGAAUCCACGACGGCGACGGCGACGGCGACGGCGACGACCACGACGACGACGACAACGGGUAGCUGUCAUCAGUGCAGAUGGAGUCAUCAGCCUAACAACGAGGAAGUGGUCACCUCCGGCUGUAGCGUCUGAGACCGGGCCCCUCUCUCGUAUCUUCUUCUCUUUGGUCUCUUUCGAGAGUACCGCAUCGUCGGCGCCAGCGUUGAAGCGUCGUACAACGCGCGCGGCAACAAACAUAUCCCGAGAGAUCGUCGAGAGCGAAUAUCGACGUUCUUCCUGCGCCUCUUCGCGACGAAUCCGAAUGACGAAGCUAUAGAUCGCGGGAUGGUUAAAAAAAAAA
Molecule: messenger RNA, 2367 nt
Organism: Linepithema humile (Argentine ant)
Lineage: Eukaryota; Metazoa; Arthropoda; Insecta; Hymenoptera; Formicidae
Gene: puc
Product: puckered
Biological process (GO): protein dephosphorylation; negative regulation of MAPK cascade
Cellular component (GO): cytoplasm
Molecular function (GO): protein tyrosine/threonine phosphatase activity; MAP kinase tyrosine/serine/threonine phosphatase activity; MAP kinase tyrosine phosphatase activity
Source: RefSeq, a predicted model, not a curated record